AUGAGUUCAGGCCUCACAAUGCUGAAACGAGAAGAAUCCUCUGUCCCGUUGCCUCUGGAGCCAGCCCCACACAGGGUGAACAUUGACACUACAGUCUUGGCCAUAGAGACCAGAGAGGAUGACUCAAAGGCUGAAGAGGCGGAGUACGGGUACCCCAUCACGUGUGGAGACAGCAGUGCGGUCCUUCUCAUCAAGAAGUUCAUCUGUCCUGGAAUCAAUGUCCCGUGUGUCAAAUUUCAGAAUGAUGUCAUUAGUCCAAAGCAGUUUGUGCACGUGUCGGGGAAGGCCACUCUGAAGGACUGGAAACGAGCCAUCCGACUGGGCGGAGUCAUGCUCAGGAAGAUGAUGGACUCUGGGCAGAUCGACUUCUAUCAGCACAGCUCCAUGUGCAGCAACACGUGUCGCAGCUCUAAGUGUGACACGCCCACGAGCAGAGCGUCUCAAGCUGCGGUGCCGCGCAGUCCACUGAGCGUCUCAGGAGAAGAUUUGAAUGAUGCAACGGGAGCCGAGGAAAAGUGUAGUCCUGGAACAGAAGCAAAACAAUCGACCGCAACCAAUGGACACGCAGCCAAAAGGGAGAGGAGUGAGUCGCCAGACGGCGUUUUGAGGCUCUGGAGAUCUGUUUCUGAAUCUGGAUUAAUGGGAAAUGUCCUGUCAAGCGUCGAGGCAAAAUUAUUAUUGACUUUAAAAGAGAUCGAAGCCCGAGGUUUGAAGAACGACCUCCAGCUACAAGAUGCUGUUCUCCUAAAUAAACUGUGUGAGAUGUUUGGGCUGUGUGAGUCGGUGGAGCAGGCGCUGGAGCUGAGGCGACAUCUCAGUGAAGAAAACAGAAUGCACAAUGGUUUAUAUGGAAUGGAUGGGAUAGGGAAUGGGAGAAAAAGAAAGAAGAUGGGUAAAAGCAGCUCAAAGCAGCCCAGGGUGCAGGGUAGCGGGUCAUUGAGCUGUCUGACCAUGCUGUCCCCUCUGAGAGCCAGUCCAGUCCUGUUUCCUCUGCUGGCUCUGGGGCUGUCGGAGCAGCACUUCACCCACUUCCAAACCGCACUGUCAGGGCAGCUUUCUGACAAGUGCAGUGGCACAAAAGUCAAACGGGAAGAGACUUUGAGAGAGAAAAGUAACUCCAGACGACAAGGGGAUGGUCAGAAAGCCCUGCUGUGGAAUGGGCAGCUCACAGUCGAGGAAGAUUCAACAAACAAAUCCCAGGCAGAAUACAUGUUAAAGUCCCUUUUCAAAUGUACUGAUAUUUUUUGUUUGUUUUAA
Molecule: messenger RNA, 1257 nt
Organism: Knipowitschia caucasica
Lineage: Eukaryota; Metazoa; Chordata; Actinopteri; Gobiiformes; Gobiidae
Source: the annotation of a GenBank genome assembly